CAUUUUGACUCAGGUGGUACCAGUGAACUGUCAUCGAUUAUCUGAACGCCGAACGAACGAGACGGUCCGUGAGAGUGCUGGACGUGAACCAAACGUCAAAAAAGAAUCAGAAAUAAAUUUGUGAUCAAAAAUGCUGUCGAGAGCUGCCCUCCUUUCUGUUCAAAGGCCAAUUGGAGCCCUUGCCGCCCGCUCGGCCGCUUCCUCUGCCUCUGGAUCCGAUUCACAGUUCCCCCGGCCAGUUCGUCCCGAGUUCCCAGGCAAGGUUCGAAUGGGUUUCAUUCCAGACGAAUGGUUCCAGUUCUUCUACAAGAAGACCGGUGUCACUGGACCAUACGCCUUCGGUGCUGGUCUCAUCACCUAUUUGUGCUCCAAGGAAAUCUACGUCAUGGAGCACGAGUACUAUUCCGGCUUGUCACUGGCCAUCAUGGCAAUCGUAGCCGUAAAGAAACUAGGUCCAGCCGUCGCCGCCUAUUGCGACAGGGAAAUUGACAGAAUCGAAGGCGAAUGGAAGGAAGGUCGCGAGAAUCAAUUGAAGAGUCUCAUGGACUCCAUCGAAGCCGAAAAGAAGGAACAAUGGCGUGCGGAAGGCUCACUUAUGCUCAUCGAAGCCAAGAAGGAAAACGUCGCCCUCCAGUUGGAAGCUGCAUUCAGGGAGCGCGCUAUGCAGGUUUACCGCGAAGUUAAACGCCGCUUGGACUACCAAGUCGAAUGCCAGCACAUUGACCGCCGUGUCAACCAGAAGCAUAUGGUCAACUGGAUCGUGAGCAAUGUCUUGAAAUCAAUCACUCCCCAACAAGAAAAGGAAACACUGAGCAAAUGCAUCGCCGAUCUGAGUGCACUCGCAGCUCGCGCUAAGUAAAUUCCAUCUCACGUGCCGUCGGUGUUAUUGGUCUUGAAAGAGAUGAUGGGUUUUAGCG
This is a messenger RNA of Hermetia illucens (black soldier fly), 917 nucleotides long. RefSeq names its product ATP synthase subunit b, mitochondrial (gene ATPsynB). Gene Ontology annotation, molecular function: proton transmembrane transporter activity. Gene Ontology annotation, biological process: proton motive force-driven ATP synthesis. The record is from RefSeq and is a predicted model, not a curated record. Lineage: Eukaryota; Metazoa; Arthropoda; Insecta; Diptera; Stratiomyidae. The coding region runs from base 131 to 859 and encodes 242 amino acids. The transcript has 4 exons.